AUGCCCUGCGGUGCAUCUCUGAAAAAGAGUACCACUAAAAUGAUGAAGAGUGCCAAAUGGACCCUCGAACCGCUGCGAUGCCAUGCAAGAGAAGAGCCCCAUCAACAGGAGCAGCCCUUAAGGGAAGUCCAGUCUGACGCCGAGUGGGCCGACCAAACCCGCCUCGGAGGCCUGUCUGAAGGUGCCACAGCGGCGCGCUGGCCCAGUUUCCCCCAGGUGGAUGGUGGAGAAGCAAAGAGGCCAGCCCGAAUCGCCUAUGAGGCGACUCCAUGGUGCUUAUAUCGGCACCGGCAAAGUUGA
Molecule: messenger RNA, 300 nt
Organism: Puccinia graminis f. sp. tritici CRL 75-36-700-3
Lineage: Eukaryota; Fungi; Basidiomycota; Pucciniomycetes; Pucciniales; Pucciniaceae
Exons: 1
Coding region: 1-300 (99 amino acids)
Source: RefSeq, a predicted model, not a curated record